Triticum turgidum subsp. durum (durum wheat) is the source of this 225-nucleotide messenger RNA. Lineage: Eukaryota; Viridiplantae; Streptophyta; Magnoliopsida; Poales; Poaceae. The record is from the annotation of a GenBank genome assembly.
AUGCCCCGAAAACCCAAGGUUUCCUCCUCAAGGUUCAUCCACGGAGGCGAGGUUCAAAAGAGGAAAGGCUUGCGGUGGAUACCUAGGCACCCAGAGACGAGGAAGGGCGUAGCAAGCGACGAAAUGCUUCGGGGAGUUGAAAAUAAGCAUAGAUCCGGAGAUUCCCAAAUAGGUCAACCUUUUAAACUACCUGCUGAAUCCAUGAGCAGGCAAGAGACAACCUGA